AUGAAGUUCACCAACAUUGUUCUGGCUGCCAGCGCCGCUACCGUGGCCUGCGCCUACCCCCGCGGACGGGACGUUAUUCCCACCAAGCAGACCACUGAUAUCAAGAAGCGCGCCAAUGGAUUCACUUGGUUGGGUGUCAGCGAGUCCGGUGCCGAGUUCGGCCCCGGCAACACCCCCGGUACUCUGGACAAGGACUACACCUGGCCCAAGACCUCCCAGAUUAAGAUUCUGAGAGAUGCCGGCAUGAACAUCUUCCGUGUUCCCUUCUUGAUGGAGCGCCUGGUGCCCUCCAGCAUGACCGGCUCCCCCGAUGCCACUUACAUGGCCGCCCUCAAGUCCACUGUCAAGUUCAUCACCGACAGCGGUGCCUAUGCCGUCCUUGAUCCCCACAACUACGGAAGAUACGGUGGCAACAUCAUCACCUCUACCUCCGAUUUCAAGGCCUUCUGGAAGACCGUUGCUAAGGAGUUCGCCUCCAAUGAGAAGGUCGUCUUCGACACCAACAACGAGUACCACGAUCUUGACCAGACCCUCGUCCUCGACCUGAACCAGGCCGCCAUUGAUGCUAUCCGUGCCGCUGGCGCCACCAGCCAGUACAUCUUCGUCGAGGGUAACGCCUGGAGCGGCGCCCACUCCUGGACCGCCAACAACGACAACCUGAAGGCCCUUACUGACUCCGAGGACAAGAUCGUCUACGAGAUGCACCAGUACCUUGACGGCGACAGCUCCGGCACCUCCCCGUCCUGCGUCAGCGCCACCAUCGGAAAGGAGCGUCUCGAGUCUGCCACCGCCUGGUUGCAGAAGAACCACAAGAAGGGCUUCAUCGGCGAGUUCGCCGGUGGUGUCAACAGCGUCUGCGAGUCUGCCGUCGAGGGCAUGCUCUCCUACAUGUCCGACAACAGCGACGUCUGGAUGGGCGCCGAAUGGUGGGCUGCCGGUCCCUGGUGGGGAUCUUACAUGUACAGCUUGGAGCCUGCUGAUGGCCCAGCUUACGCCACCUACCUCCCCAUCCUCGAGAAGUACUUUACCGCCGCUAAGACUACCACUACCACCGCCCAGACCUCCACCAAGACCGCUGCCCACACCACCACCACCACCGCUGAUGUUAAGGUCACCACCACCGCCAACCCCAACAUCCAGGUCCCCAGCGCCACCUCCAGCUCAACCACCACGGCUCCCGCUAAGACUACCACCGCUGCCGUUGUUGCCCCCAUCUCCACCACCACCCUCGUGAAGGUGCCUACUACCACCACUGCCGCCCCGACUACCCUUGUCACCGCCACCACCCACGCUCAGGUACCUACUGGCACCCCCUCUACUGGAAACGUUGCUAAGCACUACUACCAGUGCGGUGGCAUCAACUGGACUGGCCCCACUGUUUGCGAGACUGGAACCACUUGCCGCGAAUGGAACCCUUACUACUUCCAGUGCGUUAGCCCCAACUAA
Penicillium concentricum is the source of this 1446-nucleotide messenger RNA. RefSeq names its product putative extracellular endoglucanase/cellulase (gene egl3). The coding region runs from base 1 to 1446 and encodes 481 amino acids. Gene Ontology annotation, cellular component: extracellular region. Lineage: Eukaryota; Fungi; Ascomycota; Eurotiomycetes; Eurotiales; Aspergillaceae. The transcript is spliced from 5 exons. The record is from RefSeq and is a predicted model, not a curated record. Gene Ontology annotation, molecular function: cellulose binding; hydrolase activity, hydrolyzing O-glycosyl compounds. Gene Ontology annotation, biological process: glucan catabolic process.